Messenger RNA from Chironomus riparius, 2053 nucleotides. The record is from the annotation of a GenBank genome assembly. Lineage: Eukaryota; Metazoa; Arthropoda; Insecta; Diptera; Chironomidae.
AUGGACAGGACAGUCGUUGUCUUUAUUCAUCUAUUGAUCAUCAUUGGAACCACAGCAUCGACUGACAUUUCAUGUAAAUUCUCAAUUAGCAAUGACAUUUCUAUUGUUGGUCAUCUUUAUCAAUGCUCAGUGGACGACGAUCCAAUGAUAACGACUCAUGAGUCAGCAAAACUCACAUCAGUCAAUGGAAAUCACACAGACUUAAAAUCCAACGAUAAUGUGACUGGAUUCUAUGCAAUUAAUAAGAAUAUUCAGCAUUUCCCACAAAAUUUAGACACAUUUUUUCCUAACCUCAAACUCAUCAGCAUUUGGGCUUGUGGAUUGACGGAAGUUCAUCAAAAUGACCUUAAAAAUUUAACAAAUUUAAUUUAUUUUGAUUUAAUAUCGAACGGAAUUGAAGUCAUCGAGGAAGGCUUGUUUGAGUAUAAUCCGAAAUUAGAGGCUGUUGGUCUGAUUGACAGCUCGAUUGUCCAUAUUGAUCAUAAAGUCUUCGAUGGUUUGAGUCAUUUGAAGUAUCUUUGGUUGGGAGGAAUUCCUUGUUUGGAUAUAAAUGUGAAUAACUCUAGUGAAAUGGUCAAGGAAGCUAUAAAAGUCUUGAAAUACAAUUGCACAAAUUCAGAGGUUCUGGUGCUGGAAGAAGAAAUUGAGGAAUUGAAAAGUGAGGUUAAAAAUUUGAAUUUGAAAGAUUUUGGCGGGAAAAUUAAAAAUGACUCAGAUUUUGGCGGGAAAAAUAAAAAUGAUUCAUAUUUUGGCGGGAAAAUUAAAAUUGACUCAGAUUUUGGCGAGAAAAUUAAAAAUGACUCAAAUUUUGGAGGGAAAAAUAAAAAUGACUCAAAUUUUGGAGCACAAACUGUCAAUUUAUCUGAGAAAUUCGAAUCGUUUGCCAUAAAGUACCAAAAUUUUGACAAUUCAUUCAAAAAUUCAAAGUUUUCAAGCUUUCGACCUUUAAAUCAAAAAUAUACGGACCUUAAUUCAUCCCUAAACUGCACAAAUUGCACUCAAAUCAUCUCAAAAGUUGGCAUCCUAGACGAUAAUUUGACCAUCUUAGACAAAAAAAUUGCAGCCAGAUUUGAGGACCUAAAAUUUUCUCAAUGUGGUGUCAAAAAGUUCAUCAUUGAGACAAAACAAUCUCAAAACAGCAUUAAAAGUUUAAUAAUCGAGAUUAAACAGAAACAAUUGGCCACAGUUAAUGGAAUCAUGGCUUCGUCCGAUGAUUUUGUCAAAAAAUUAGCACAACUUCAAACUAAUCAAAAUAAAGCCAAAGAUAGCCUCAGUUGGGCAAUAAACCAGGUUAAAAAUAAAGUCGGUGAGAUUGCAAAAUUACAAGUCGCGUCAGUUCCCCAAAUUAGAGCUUUAAUUAACAACCUUACAAGUAGUCAAGAUUACUUUUCUUGGUAUAAAUUGAAUGAAGUAAAGAUUGGACAAAAUGAAGUCAAAGAUUUGAUAAAAUCUAAGCUGAAUGAGCAUAAGUACAUGAUUAAUGAGCUGAAGACAUCAAUAAUUGAUGAAUUGAAGCUUGAACAUGCUGAAAAUCAAAAAAAUUUAACACAAAUUUCUUUAUUUUUUGAGCUAACCUCAAAAGUUGAUGACUUACAGCUUUCAAUGACACAGCUGAGUCAAGUACAGAAUGACACAUUUGAGAUGCUUGAAAAUCAAAGGUUGGAUCAAGAGACUUACAAAAUAUCUCCAAAUGAAGCGCUUAAUGCGAUUGAGGAACUGAAAAUAGCUAUGAAUGCAUCUAUGGAAGUGGUUGCAGUCUCUUUUGAAGAUCUAAAGGCAACUCAAGAGACCAUUGUGUCCUCAAAUGAGAAAAUACAGCAAUCGUUGGAUGAUCUGGUUGCUAAGUUAAGUGAGAGCACCCAAAGUACUAGCACACCAACUCAGGAUAAUGAAAUCAACAGCUAUGAAGACAAAUUUAUGAUUUUUGAAGAGAAAAUGUCGAAGAAAUUCGAACAAAACCUCAAAGAAGCUGAGGAACGAUUAAUGGCAAAGUUUGAGGAAGUACUAGAAGAAAAAUUGGGAUCAAUUCUUGACAAGAACUUGAAAAGAUAAU